Messenger RNA from Leptomonas pyrrhocoris, 546 nucleotides. RefSeq names its product putative transporter. The record is from RefSeq and is a predicted model, not a curated record. Gene Ontology annotation, biological process: endoplasmic reticulum to cytosol auxin transport. The transcript has a single exon. Lineage: Eukaryota; Euglenozoa; Kinetoplastea; Trypanosomatida; Trypanosomatidae. Gene Ontology annotation, cellular component: membrane. Bases 1 to 546 code for a protein of 181 amino acids.
AUGACGCUGAUCGGUCAAGGUGCGAUUCCACUGCAGCUUCUGGUGUUGGGCUGCACGUUGGUCGGCCCGCCUGCGACGCAGAAAGAGGCAGAGGUAAAGCCGCCGUCGACGUGGGGCGCUGCAUCUUCACCCGCCGCGGCCACUGACUCGAGCGGUGCGGUGUUGGCGGUGGACGCAACAGCGGCAGGCGCAUCGGGUGCGGACGUGAACGCGUGCAUGCGCUUCGUGAUGUCGGUGGUCUCCCCGCAGAUCAUCUUCACGUUGUGCACCGUCCUCCUCCGCCUGGUCAUUCUGCCGGCUGCCUGCUUUCUGCUGCUGCACCUUCUCGUGUCGGUGGGGCUCAUGCCGAAGGAACGGCCUUUUCUCCUGGCGAUGCUGACGGAGGCGCUUUCCCCGUCCGCCAUGAACUCAUCGCUUAUCUGCGCCAUGUACGGCUACCACGCCGUGGACUACUCUCGCAUGAUCUUUGUCCAGUACGUGGUGUGCACCUUCAGCACCACCAUUUGGCUUUUCAUCUUUGUCUUGUACAUCGAACGGACGACGUAG